AUGAUGAAGCAUCACCACCAACAAAAUGACUCGAAUUAUCAUAGCGAAGCAACAAUUACUCCAACUGUUUGUUCUAUCGCUGUUUCGCUUUGUCCAGACUUUGAACACGAAAUCUCAACUGAUAAUUCCAAUAAUAAAUGUGCUUCACCGCCACCAAUGGAACAACCUCCAACACCCCAUUCACCAACUCCACCUCCGGAAUCACAGCCACCACCUCUCUCACAUCAGCCUGAAGAACUGCAACUGCAACGACAACCACUGGAUGAUCAAGUUGUUCCACCAGAACUUAACAAUCUCGGUCUCUUUACACCAGUUGACGAAUUAGACCAAAAAUACGAAAUACCAUAUUACAAUACUCACUCGGAUACUUUAACUUAUUCGGCUACUUCAAUGAUAGAGCCAUUCACGAUACCGGACACUCAUUAUUAUUAUUUUCCACCACAGCAUCAGGAUCACCACCUUCAGCACCACCCACACGAACAUCAACAGACUAAUCGUAAUGGUUUUUCGGGUGAACAUAGUUGUAUAUCAUCGAAUGAUCUUCCGGGCAUGAAUGAUAGUUUCUCGUCAAUUACGAAUUCCCCCGAGUUCCAUAUUAAAUUGGAAUCUCAGCAUUCGAUUUUCGAGAAUGAUUAUAAUGUCACGUUAGCGUUAUCCAAAGAUAUGUCAAUUCCGCAUUUUUCAUAUCCGCAAGAUGAGUCGCAACUAUUUACGACAAUGGCAGAAUGUUUCCCAAUGCAAACAAACGUUGAAGACAUACAAUCUUACGUUAAUGGUCUCUCGUCUCCAGACCUCUCGCAACAUUCAAAAUUCUCGCCACAUUCCACUUUCUCUCCUUUAUCACCAUUGUCACCACUCGAUGAACAGAAUUCCUUAUUUGAUUUCGACACGAAGCUUUUCUCGCAUGAUAUGCCUCCUCAAUUGGACAGUAGAGACUUCUUCGCGAGUGAUUCAUUCGUGAACAAUAAAUCUUUUGAUGAAACUUUAUUCCUUCGAAAAUUUGCUGGCGCUCCAAUAAAACAUGAAAACGAAACGCAUGUUUAUCGUCGCAACAAGUCAUCACAACAACAUGCGCCAUAUCCUACCCCCUCGCCAACGAACUCUGAUAUUUCACAACGGCUUCACAUUGAAACAGCUUUGGCGCCGCCACCAGCAAAACCAUCACGAAGGACCACAAAAUCAGCUGCACCUUUCGCCUGUCCACAUGAACAUUGUCCGAAAACUUUCACGCGUCAAUACAAUCUGAAAUCGCAUCUUCGUACACACACCGAUGAACGACCCUUCGUUUGCAAUUAUCCCGGUUGUCCGCGUGCCUUUGCCCGACAACAUGAUCUUAAGAGACAUCAGAAAUUGCAUUUAGGAUUGAAACCACAUGUAUGUACGAAUUGUGGACGUGCAUUUGCGAGAUUGGAUGCGCUUAAUCGUCAUUUACGAAGUGAUAAUGCUGCUCAGUGUGCUCAAGCAACUUUGGCUGGUGCUAUGGGAAUAGGAGGGAUGUUUGCCGAUUUUUAUACAAUCUCUAAUUUUGCAGACAUGACACAUGAAUAG
Molecule: messenger RNA, 1548 nt
Organism: Ambispora leptoticha
Lineage: Eukaryota; Fungi; Glomeromycota; Glomeromycetes; Archaeosporales; Ambisporaceae
Source: the annotation of a GenBank genome assembly